AUGUGUUCACUAUCUGAAAAUCUUCUAAAUGCAUCCUUAUCAGUAUGGCUACGAAGAGAUUUCGUAACAGCACGUGUGAUCACUCGUGAUGAAUUUCAUGUUCAAAUCAAUGGAUUAAUUGAAGAAUUUAAGAGAACAAUAAGCAAUGAACUGAUUUUGUUAUUCAAAUUAAUGCAAGUAACAAAUCUUGCAAAUCAACUAGCAACAACUGAAUCAUCCAACUGGGAAUUCAUUGUCAAUCCCAUCUAUAAUGUUUCUUCAAUUAAUUACAUCGGUUCAACAUUGAUUUACUAUGCGAAACCUUUUCCAAUUAAAACAUUGAUUCCAUCGUCAUCAUCUUCUUCUAAUCGAACAGUGGAAUCGAUCCUUGCUGAAUUUUUUGUCGAAGAAUGGGUUCCGAAUGUCUCGUUUGAUCGCUAUUAUGAAGAACGUGCUCCUAAACUCUGUCAAUAUUCUCAUUCAGCGCCAUUUAAUGGGAUCUAUUUUUUAACUAAGACAUUAUCAAUUUUGGGUGGUUUAUCAAAAAUACUACGGAAAAGAAGAGUAGCACCAUAUCCAACUAUGGUUGGGCCCAAUACAGAUGAUGUCACUCUCAAUACUAUUCCGAAUGUUCCCAUAACAACACUCGAGAUCAAUGCCGAUCCAAUUCAAGAGCAAAUCGAACCAAGAUCUAAUAAUCGAACUGAUCGAAUAAUUGCAAUCUGUCUAUGUCUAUUAGUUAUAGUUACAAUAGUUGUAGCUUCAGUCAUCUCGACAGGAAAAAGAGAUACGAAAUAUAUAUCAAUAACUACAUUAAUCGCCACUUUAAUAACUACUACAGAAAUAACAGAAUCAACUACAACAUCAACAGGUAAGCAUACAAGUGUUGAAAAACAUCUUGAGGGUUGUAGGAUUGCUAAUUUGUUUUUAGAAAUUUGUUAUAUGACUUUGAUAUAUCAAUCUAAAACUUAUCCAAUUGGUCUUGAUGCCAAUUCAUUUAUUCUUGGUGAUCUAAAUGGCGAUUCAUUUUUAGAUUUAGCGGUGACAAAUUAUGGAAAUGACACAUUUAGCAUAUCAUUUGGAGAUGAAAAUGGAGCAUUCCAACCACAACAAGUUUAUUCAACCGGUUAUGAAAGUUAUCCUUGGGGAAUAGCAUCCGGCCAUUUCAACAAUGAUACAUUUUUAGACAUAGGUAAAUAUGUCUCUGUAUUAUUAAACCUAUCUACAUAGUUCAGUAAUUCCUCAAAGAGUAUUAUGAGAAUUUACGGUAGUAAUCCUCAGGAAAGACACCGUGUUCGAUCGGUUCCAAGACAAAUCUAGUGUCCGGAUUCGUUCAUGAGAAUACUACUUCUAUGUUUCGUCAUUUCCCGAUAUUUUUCUGUGGAAUUUGGCUUGUGCUUCUCGAUUUGGUCAUAUGAGUGACAGAGUCCUGUAAGAUGUGAUCUCAGACAUGAAGUAUGUGAAUGCAAGUGACUGAAGGUGAAUUCGAAGGAUAAACUUCUAGUCAUUUUUUACUUGUAAUCAUAUCCUCACCUGCACACAUCUAUAAUAAGAUUGUCACUGUCACUCUCGUCCUUAUGGCACGAGAAAGCGAAUGUUCAAAUAAUGAGUUUUUCGAGAAUCUAGAGAAAAUUAUCUAUGAAUCCGACAUCAUCAAUAUAUAUCCCGAUAAGCAAUACUCUUUUUUAAUAUUUUAAGGACAAUAUCUAUAUGAAAUGAUAUUAAUGAUAAAGACAUUUAUGAUCAGAAAUGAAAGCGAUUUGAAGAAAUAUAAUAACUACUAUCGUUUUUUUUCUUAUUAAGCUCUUUGAAAUGGAAUAUUUUUGUCAAAAAGUAUUCAGAUCAUUAAUGUAUUUAAUAUCGAUAAUUGUUUUCAUAAUAUAGUUAAAAAUGUUCUGCUAUGUCAACGUGUAGAUGAUAAGACUAUUUAAAUCUAGAAAACUAUGCAUUUCUCAUUCAAAACUUCUCGAACU
Adineta steineri is the source of this 1952-nucleotide messenger RNA. The record is from the annotation of a GenBank genome assembly. NCBI's taxonomy places the organism in Eukaryota, Metazoa, Rotifera, Eurotatoria, Adinetida, Adinetidae.